Molecule: messenger RNA, 5334 nt
Organism: Cygnus atratus (black swan)
Lineage: Eukaryota; Metazoa; Chordata; Aves; Anseriformes; Anatidae
Product: collagen alpha-1(I) chain-like
Exons: 68
Coding region: 1-5334 (1777 amino acids)
Molecular function (GO): extracellular matrix structural constituent
Source: RefSeq, a predicted model, not a curated record
AUGCGCUGCGGGGCGCUGGCUCUGGCGCUGUUCUGCGCCCUGCCCCUGGGAGCAGCGGGGCCGGAGCCCCCCGAGACGGGCUCUGGGAUAUACCCAGAUGAAGUGAACUUGCUGGACAAAAUAACCUCCCACGUGCAGGACCUCAGCAAUACUUCCUUCAGCUACGAUGAGGCCAACUGCAGCGUCCUGGGGAUCGGGCAGUACUCCACGCUCAGCAUCCCUACGAGGGAGGCCUUUGGGGACAGGUUUGCUGACGAGCUGAGCGUGCUGAUGAGGCUCAGGUACUCACUGAAGGAGGACACCAGCCUGGUGACCAUCCUGAGCCACCGGAGCCGCAUGCUCUUCCAGAUCCGGGUUAGCCCCUACGGCUUGGUCUUUGUCACCACGAGGAGGAGACACUAUGAGUUCCCGGUUUCCCUGCUCAGCGAUGGGCGCUGGCACAGAGUGGCUCUCAGCAUCUCCUCGGAGGGGCUGGAGCUGCACGUGGACUGCCGGCUGGUGGGGAGAGCGAGCUGGUCCGGCCACGUCGGGAUGGGAGUGAGCACAGAGGGGCUGGUCGUCCUCGGGGGCCUGGUCGAGUCCUUUGAGAUCCCCUUCGAGGGCACCUUACAGCAGCUGAUCUUCGUGAUGGGAGACCCAGUGGCCGCCAGCGAGCACUGCCACAGCUACAGCACAGCGUGCACCACCGGCCUCAGCCACCUGCCGUCCCCAGGGGACUUCUCACCGGCCUGGACAGAGGAUUGGAGGUUUUCCAAUUCAGAUUGGACCUCGGGGCCACCACGGGCAUGGGAGGACACCGACGAGACCCUUAACCUCCAGCCAGAUGGGAGCACCCUGCCUUCGCUCUCUGCUGAUGAGAUGUCAUCGGCCGAGGAGGAAGACGAGGAGGAGGAGGAGGGAAUCCGUUCUAUUGAGGAUGAAGGCUUUGAGCUGUUGAACUCCACCUACAAUAAAAUCACCGGCCCUGGCAGGCCAGGGCUCGGCAGGAGCAGACCACAGGUCACUGGUAGCUCCAAGCCACCAGCCAAAACACAGCGAGCAGCCCAGAAGGAGCACGCCGCCAGCCCCCAGCAGGAGAACGUCACCACGGAGAAGCAGAAGGGUGCUGCGGGUGCCCAGCGCCGCCUCCCACCCACCAAACCCGGCCAUGCCAUUGCGCCCAACGCUGUCCCCAAGCUGUCCCCAUCAGCACGUCAGGCAGCUGCACCCAAAGGUCCCCCAGGGAUGGGGAUGGCUGCAGGUGACCCGGAGCACCCUCCCACCACCCUGGGGUACCCCAUCUCGCCAGCGGCACGCAGGCAGUGGGCUCGCAUGAAGCCAGGACCCCCGGGGCCACCGGGGCCACCAGGGCUGCCGGGGUGCCCUGGGAGACGCGGGCUGGUGGGGCCCAAAGGAGACAAGGGAUACCCUGGAGCCAUGGGGCAGAUGGGACCCCCAGGGGACCCGGGUCCCAUGGGCAUCCCCGGCGUCCCCACCAUCAUCCUCUGGAGGAACUCCCAGGAGGACUGGCUGACCUUCACCCAAUCACCAUUUUACCAGCUUCUGCACGCAGGCUGGCCGAGGAAACCUGGAGCCCCCGGCCCUCCAGGACACCCAGGGAAAGCAGGAAUGCCGGGGCCAUCAGGAGAGCCAGGAGAGCCGGGCGAGAAAGGCCAACGGGGGUACACGGGUGAGCCAGGGCUGCAGGGCUUGCCGGGUCGCAUGGGGCAGCCUGGUUCAGAUGGCUCCCCAGGCCUGGGAGGCAAACCCGGGCUGUCAGGGCUGCCAGGAGAGCAGGGCCUGCAGGGUUUCCGAGGGGACCAGGGGCUGGCUGGCGAGAAGGGGGAAGAGGGCUUCUUGGGUGUUCCCGGACCAGUUGGUGAGAAAGGAGAGAAGGGGGCGAAGGGGGUGAGAGGAGAAAGCGGCCCGCCGGGUCCUGCUGGGGCUCCGGGGAUGUCGGGUCUGAAGGGCGCGAUGGGCUUCCAGGGCCCUGCAGGGCCAGAGGGAGAAGGUGGCCCAGCGGGUGCUGCUGGCCCUGCCGGCCCUACGGGGGAGCCGGGCCAGCCAGGCUCCGUCGGGUGCCAAGGAGUCAACGGCUCCCAGGGAGAGAUGGGUCCUCCUGGCUUGCCUGGCCCCCAGGGCCCUAAGGGACCACAGGGCUUGCAGGGGCGUCGCGGCCCCCCUGGCCUGGGGGGCAUCCAGGGUCCAGCUGGGAUGGAGGGGUCCUCUGGUCCCAAAGGAGACACCGGUGCAGAGGGCGUCCCUGGCCUCAGGGGACAGCUGGGACAGGAGGGACCUGGGGGGUUUAUUGGCCUGCCGGGUUCAAAAGGCACCCAAGGAGAACGGGGCUGCCGAGGUCCCUCUGGAGCCAAGGGAGACCUGGGAGCCAAAGGAGACAAGGGUCCUCAUGGAGCACAGGGAGCAGCGGGGCCUCCAGGACCGCGGGGUCAAACAGGCUUGCAGGGCUUCCCCGGCCCCCGUGGGGCGGCAGGACCCCAGGGACCCGAGGGCGAAGAAGGCCAGAUCGGCCUGGCGGGGCUGAACAGCAGCGAAGGAUCGAAGGGAAGCCGAGGACCAGAUGGCCCAAAGGGAACCCCAGGACCACGGGGAGCCAGGGGCCGCGUGGGCCAGCGCGGGCUGGUUGGAGUCCCAGGACUGCCCGGCUCGCGAGGCAUGCCAGGAGCAGAAGGCGCAGAAGGAAAGCCUGGUACACAGGGUUCCCCGGGGGCCGUGGGCAGCCCGGGCAGGAUGGGACCUCCAGGUUUUGUUGGUGUGCAGGGGGGCAGAGGACACGCAGGACCUCCUGGACCUACGGGCCCCCAAGGAAAACCUGGACCUGAUGGAGAGCCGGGUUCCCUGGGCCCAAAGGGUCUGCCCGGGAAGCCUGGCAUGGAGGGGCCGCAGGGACCUGUCGGCAUGUAUGGCUACCCAGGACCAGCCGGUGACCGGGGGAGGCCAGGGUACAGGGGAGACAAGGGAGAAACGGGAGCCCGAGGCCCACCCGGAUUCCCUGGAAAAGCUGGUCCCAAGGCCCUGCCAGGCCCCCCUGGGCCACGAGGUGCUCCCGGCUCCCAGGGAAGAGCGGGAGAGCCGGGUCCUCGGGGGCUUCCAGGGCUGCCGGGAGCCCCCGGCAUGCGGGGGCUGGACGGUGUCCCCGGGAAGCCUGGUUUGGCUGGGGAAGCGGGGGCAGACGGCACACCAGGGGCUGCUGGCCCCCCUGGGUACCCGGGUCGGGAAGGUCCAAGAGGACCCGAGGGGCCUUCAGGGAUGAGAGGAGAGCAGGGUGCCCUGGGAGAUCCGGGGGACGCCGGUGUCAGCGGGCUGGAUGGCGAGCAGGGACCACCGGGACCACCAGGAGCAGAGGGGCAGCCGGGGCCCAAGGGGCAGCAGGGAGAAGCAGGACCCCGCGGAGCUCCGGGCGUCAGAGGUGGCCGUGGGGAGCGAGGGGACGAGGGGCCAGCAGGACCACCGGGGGGGCCCGGGGAGCAGGGGAAGGAGGGCGAUGUUGGUGACGCAGGAGAGCCGGGCGAGCCGGGAGCGCAGGGACACAAGCAGGGAGAUGCUGGCCCUCGGGGUUUUCCUGGAGCGCCAGGACCAGGAGCUGCUACGGGGGAAAUUGGAGGCAAAGGCCCCAGAGGAGAGAAGGGCCAGGAAGGUUUGCUGGGCCAGGUCGGUGUCACCGGCGCUGCAGGACCUGCAGGAGUCCGAGGGCGGUCUGGCAGCACAGGUCUGCGAGGUCCUCCAGGGCUCGACGGUCUCGAGGGAACGAAGGGAGACCCAGGACCUCGAGGCAGGGAUGGACCCACUGGUGCCGCCGGGUUGGAGGGACCUGCAGGAGACGAUGGAGCAAAGGGAGACCGCGGCCAGCCUGGCCCCGUGGGCUCGGUGGGUGCCCGUGGGCAGCCGGGUGGCCCCGGGUUCAAGGGCUACGCCGGGCACCGAGGAGCCAGAGGAGCAGCGGGCGCACCGGGGAAGCCGGGCCAGCAGGGCACUCUGGGGCCACCGGGCAAUGCUGGAGCCCCGGGGUCGAGCGGCGCCGAGGGCCUGAUGGGUGCAAAAGGGGAGCCGGGCACACCGGGAAAACCAGGGCGCACGGGCUCUCCAGGACAAGCUGGUCCCCAAGGGCAGAAAGGUCGCAAAGGAGAAAAGGGCGAUGUGGGGCAUGAGGGGCAAGAAGGGGUCCCUGGAGAAGCUGGCAGGAGGGGCAAGCGAGGCAAGGCAGGCCACCGGCCCCCGAGGGGCCCCCGCGGAUCCAAGGGCCACCCAGGUGACGAGGGGCUGGCGGGGCCCCAGGGCCCACAAGGACCAUACGGCAUCCCUGGGCUGAAGGGCAUCAGAGGAGACCCGGGACCGAAAGGACCCAAGGGUGAGAAAGGCAGCAGGGGUGACCUGGGGCAGCAAGGGGACGAUGGCUUCAAGGGCAAGCAAGGACCCCACGGCGUCCCUGGGAGGCCGGGACCCAAGGGACUGCAGGGUGACGCUGGCCCCCCUGGCCCACGGGGGCUCCCUGGGCUCCCCGGGAAGCCGGGCUUGUCGGGACAAAAAGGGCUGAAAGGUUCCCCGGGCCAGCCGGGACCCAGGGGAAAGCUGGGACCACCGGGUCUCGCCGGACCCCCGGGCCCCAGCGGCCCCGCGCUGACGCUGUCCAAGGAGGAGCUGCGGCACCUCCUUCACCCCUCCGACCGCCUGAACCGCGCCGUGGCACGGGCUCUGCUCGAGGCCCUGAGCCGCGAGCUGGGAGCGCUGGUGGAGCACCCUGAUGGCACCAAGGACAACCCGGCGGCCACCUGCAAGGAGCUGCUGCUGGCCCACCCCAGCUUGCCCGACGGGCACUACUACAUCGACCCCAACCAGGGCAGCCCCCGGGACGCCCUGCUGGCCUUCUGCAACUUCACAGCAGGGGGUGAGACCUGCAUAUCCCCCGUCCACAACCAGGUCCCCAUCAAGGCCUGGCUGAGUACCUACACCUCCAAGGACACCUUCGAGUGGUUCAGCACCCUGCCUGGGGGCUUCCUGCUGGAGUACGCGGGGGCUAGCGCGGUGCAGCUGCGCUUCCUCCGGCUGCACAGCCACCUGGCCGCACAGAAGGUCUCCUACUCCUGCAGCCCAGCCCCGGAGCGGGGCCAGCCCCAGCCCGAGAAGGAAAUCCUCUUCCUGGCGGACUCCCGGGAGCAGAGCUACGCAGCCACCCUGCAGGGCUGCCUGCUGGACAACGAGUCCUCCAUCACUGACACCAUCUUCCAGUUCACCACCGAGGAGCUCUCCCUGCUGCCCCUGCGGGACCUGGCCGUGUUUCACAACGGCGACGCCUCCCACCAGUUCGGAUUCACAGUGGGACCCGUCUGCUUCAGCUGA